Spirometra erinaceieuropaei is the source of this 4201-nucleotide messenger RNA. The record is from the annotation of a GenBank genome assembly. NCBI's taxonomy places the organism in Eukaryota, Metazoa, Platyhelminthes, Cestoda, Diphyllobothriidea, Diphyllobothriidae.
AUGACACAACAACCGCCUCCCCCAUCACACUCCUCGACGCCGCUGUCACCCAACAGACCGGAGUGUCUACUCCCUGAAUUGUCCCCGCUAGGGCAGGCGUGCCACGGUGACGGGGUCCCUUACGUCCAGCGGGAAUCACCAGUUGGGAGCAGUGAAACGGAGGCCGGUUUCUUCACGGACUCAGGUACGCUACAAUUGCAAAAGUCCAGCUACCGUGAGAAACGAAACUUCAUUUACAUUUGAACAAACAGAAAUCAUGAAAAUUUUAAAUUUACUGUCUUCUUUCCGAGUUAACUAAUUAUCUGGCAUGUGAUGCAGCCUGCAUUGAUUGUUUAGGAGUGGUCAUAUAGUAGGUGGCUUAACUCUUGAAAUGCCAUGGUCGAAGUUUGGGGGAGAAUAACAUUUCAUGAGUUAGGACACUUAGUGCGCCUUGAAAUCACUGGUAUCGUUUUGUCCUGAUAUAAAACUAUUUAUAGUUUUUAACUUAAUUUGGGAACCAUUUAUUGAAAUCUAAUGAGUUCGAUUCGAAAGAAUUGCUCAAACUGAGUUUUGGAACUGGUUAACUUCCGAAACAAUCCAAAGAUAUUUCAUUUGCGCUAAGAUCCUGGUUUGUAAAUGGGCGUAUUAGCGGCCAUAUGUAAAAACUGAAUCAUCUAAAAAUGACUACUCAGGCGAUAUGCAUUUUACUGUUACUUUCUGAUAGUCAUUUAUAUCUAAAAGUAUUUAAUGUAAAGCAUGCGCAUAAACAUCCUUUCUCAUACUCAGUUUGUGAAAAAAUGACGUCCAGGCUUAUAAAUAAACAGGCAAAUUAUUUCACUUAGCGCCCUUAAGGUGCUUCCAUGUGAUCUUAGAUACUGUCAGGCGUGAUUGGAACGGUGCAGUUUAUUUGUAGGCGCAAAUAUUUAUGUCGGACAUGGCUUUAAUUCUACGGUCAAACAUCGUAUAGAACCUCAUAAAACACACUCAUAUAUCGUGUCUACUUAUUUCGUUUGCGUAGCAUGAUACACAUUAGUAGGCAAGAAGGGAAGGAUUUAUUGGUACCAAAACGUUUCGCGACAGCUCUUCAGCUGCGUCCUGUCGCUUCAUAAGAGAACGCAAAGGCAGUUGGCAGCCAGGUCUAUUAAGCACCUGCGCAAGUGGCUCCUAAGACAAGAAAAUAAAAUCCCGCGUUCCUCCAUUACGAAACACCUACAUGAUACUGGUCACUCCGUCGACUCCAAAACUUCCUUCCGAGUACUUGUUCGGGCCCGAACAACUCGGACAUUGCGUUACCUGGAGGCGGCCUAUAUACGACGAGUGAAAACAGAUCUUUGUAAACAAUUGGAACACGUGGUUAAUCUUACAUUGCCAUGGUAGCCUUUAGCUCCAUGAUUCCCCCUCUCUCCUCUCAUUUUUGCUCUUUAACGUUCCCCUUUUUUCACUUUCUUCCCCUACGGUGUUUGUGCUUCAAAUACACAUUAGUAAUAAUUUCAAAUACACAUUAGUAAUAAUUUCUGGUCACAGAGGACAAAAGACACAUCACCACCUCUCUGCAGAUUUGUACCUACCUGUACCCAACUAUAUUACGGGUGGGAUUUCUCUAUAGUCCAGAGGGACCAGAGCUACAGUUAAGGCCAAAGACAAGUUAUGGGUAAGGUUUGAGUUAGGGAUUAGUGCUAAGUUUAGGACACGGGAAGAGAUACCCAUGCUGGAAUUCUGCGCAAAGCCACAUACAUUACGGUGUGCGGGGUCCUAAUUUCGUGUCUGACCGUAAAAAACCUCAUUUGCUUCGAAUGCCUAUUUAAAUGUAAUAGUCGAGCUACAAACAAGACCCUCGUAAUGCACGUGUUUUAGCAGUAAAUUCUUAGAGAUUUCCCUAGUGUCGCCAUACUACCUCAGUCAAAUUAGUAGCCAUGGUAUAUGAAUCAAGUCCACGUAUUUUCCUAUUCCAGUGUCUUACAAAUUCAGCCAAUAGGAUUACUGUAUUAUCUGAGAGUAGUGAUGACCGAAAAGCCAGUCCAAAGGAAAGAAUGUAGAACUUUAUUAUGGGUGCCAACAACACAGUAAAUGCCAUGUCAAUGGCCUAAGGAUUGUGAGCGUCUACUGUUCCACGAUUCAGUAAGCCAUGGCCCUCACAACCUGGUGCGCGCUGGCAUUUCUCUGGCACCUGGUUCCACGGCCAGCAGAGGCGUUUGCGCUCCCGGUUGGUAUACAGAUCGUGUGCAUAUUCGCCCAGUCAUCCUUAUCGUCUUUCUGACCCGUUCUGAUGCUGUUGCUGGUUAAAAUCCUGGUCAUUUGCUGCGUGGAUCAGGGAGUGCGGUGUGCGCCUACGUGCGGGACCUCUCCCGCUUCCAGUCUUCUUGACUAUGUCUUAACAACGGGCCUAGGUGGGAGGGGAGAGAGUGCGGUAGGUGCUACGCAAGUCUGCUUACUCUAUAAACUAAUUAAUGCGCGAGUCAGUCUUCCUGCCUCAUCUUGCUGUGGAGCGCACGGUGGACACCGUCGGUCGUCUGAGUGCGGAGCGAAAAACUGUAGUUUAACAUUCAGUUAAUGCUAGGAGACAGAACGGUAUUCCGCAAUUUCAUUAAAAAAGCUCAUUUUGCAGUCCAGUUUACUUCUCGGAUAUUCUCUCCUGCCGAGCUGUCCAACUGCAGCAGUUGGAUGGCUCAAAAAGUAAUCAAGCACUCAUGACAAGUAUCAUGUUUACGUCUAGCAGCUCCUUGGCGGUCGACCGCCAAAGUUUACUCUUUUUUCUUACUUAUUUUAUGUGUUCUUCGCAUUAACGUUUCGCCGGGUACUUCAUCAGAUUCCUGCAUUGACUAACAUGAGUUCGGCAACAAUAUUGUGUUUGACGCCGCCCAAAAAGGAGCACAGUAACCCCUGUAGUGCGGGCGAAUGUAAGAGGUAUUUUAUGGGUGGGGUCGAUCGGAGUCUGCGGAAUCUGCGGAAGGUGUUAAGAAAACCCGCAUUUCUGACACCUAUUUAUUAGAGCCGUGAAAAUUCCCAUGACAGUAUACGGAAGAUCAUUUGCUGUCGACAAAUUCUUGUCGGCCAGUACAUUUAUAAGGAAAGAGGGUAGAAGUAAAAACGUGGAUGGAGAAAUUGACUACAGUUCGCCUCCGAACACAGGCCGGGUGUGAGAAUGGGGAGGAAUGGGGGUAAUAGCAGCCAAUGCCGGGAGCAGGAUGAAUGCGAAAGGGUGCGCAGAGUUUCACGGUUAGUAUCUUUUGACCACGGCAGGUGCGGAGCCUGAACGUGGUUCUUUUGCGCACAUUAGAUUGUUUUUCGUAACCUGAUGGCGGUCGUUUCUGCUGUUGCUAACAGGUGCUGACCUAGUAGCUUAGGAUAGCUCAAUGGGAUCUUCAAAACCACACGAAAAGCUUCGCUGGGGUCCACCCGAUGUCCGGAAUCGGCAACAUGCGCAAGAAUGGCGCCGCUUAUGUUCCCAGUUUGGCCUUUUUCCAGCCAUGCCGGGUGGUGAUCUGCUAGUCUCUUCAAUAAGAGUCGACUCGUGGGACCAAUGUGAUCUGCUUUACAGGAGAAAGUAAACGAAUAAAUGCACAUUGAGGUGGUCUGAUUUGGCAACCUAUUUAUCACUCCAACGAGGUUCCGAAUCAAACCACACAAUUUGAAAAGUUGCGUAUUUAGAGAGCGUAAACUGCUGAGACAGAUAAUUCGUGGUUAUUUGUUAAUGGUGACUGGAGUGGGUAAGACGAUAUGCGACAGGCAAAGUUAACCCUAUCUCCAGCUACAACCCUCUCACCAAUCUUCAUAUGCAACUUUAUAUCGACCUUAGAUCCAACACUAACCUCAGUCAUUAACGCAGUCAUUAUCGUAAGUUUUUUACCGCAACCGUAACCCAACAAGACAUUUCCACGUAAAUGAAGUAGAUAGACAGUUCCCAGGAAUACGUCACAGGUGGGAUUACAUACGUUAGCCCUGUCAAGACGUCACCUGAUGCACUCCAACAGCCCUUCACUUUCGCUGCAUUGCAGAGUCCGCAACAAAUGUCUUCGACAAGUUUAAAAAGUACGGCACCGCGACCUCUUCCGCAGGAUUGUCAGAGCGCAAUUUCAAGGCCGCUCGCGGAAACAUGGCCUCCCUUGUGGUGACGCUUUUCGAUGCCAGCCAUUCUCUACCUCCAGCAGAGGUGCGUCACAAGAGGAGAUCAAAGCAACUCUGUACCGAUGGAAUGGACUUCUUUCACUCUGAUGAGAACUGA